UGAGGAAUGUGUUGCACUCAACUAGCGGGUUAAAUAAAUAAUGUAGGGGUCAGACGCGAGGCUCGGACAACAUAAACUUGCUCACUUUUAGCCAAUUAGCGCUAACGCUCGCCGGCACCGUCUCUCCUGCUAGCCGGCUAGCUCUGAGGCCAAGUCGGAGAGCGACUCGCAAGUACCACUCUCCGGUGACAAGACAACAUUGUGCUCCCUGACGCAAAUGCAGCAGCCUUCGCGCUGGGCGAAGCUGCCAUCUCUUUGGCUGGACUUUUAGCAGUCGACUGACAUGGUGAAGUUACGUAGGGAGCGUAGCUGUGGGCGGAUCUGCGGUAGCAGUAGCUAACCAGGCAGGCUAGCAAUGACGGAUAGGAUUAUUCCUGCCGGGGUCGGGAUUCUGAGCCACCAGACAUGAUUUUAUGGAGACCACCAUACAAGUAAGAGCCUCUGGGUCUGAGCUGAUUUGUCAGCCUUGUGUAGGUUUGGUUUUCACCCCCCAAGUGUCCUCUGGACAUAAGCUGACAAUGGUGGUCUGAACACAGGAAACACAGGGAAAAGCCUGGCACAGUGUUUUCACUCUAACACAGCAAGGCACGACGAAAAGAGGAGCUGAGACGGGAAAAGAGAAAAGAAAAAGCAAAAUUUAAACACAAAAUGUCUCAAAACAGAGAACUGGUGGUUUUCUACAUAAAGUAUAAACUCUCCCAGAGAAACUAUCCUCUCAACCACAUGGGACUCAGUGAGCCUCUGAACAGGACUGAUGGGGGGGGGGCUGGGUUGGGUGAGGAACAGCGGACAGCGACACACGCCAACGGAACUUUUAACAGCAUGAGUAGUGGGACCCCCCCAGCAUCCCCGCUGAGGCAGCAACGGUUGCCUUCAACGACGAGCCUGGACGCGGUGAAAGAAGCCCUCCGGGACUCGGCCAACGAGUUUGAGCUGCGAUACGCCCGCGCCUUCAGUGAUCUGCACAACCAGCUGCAUAUCACGCCAGCAACAGCUUACCAAAGCUUUGAGAAUGUGAUGGAUGAAGUGUUCCGGGACGGCGUCAACUGGGGUCGCAUCAUAGGGCUUUUUGCAUUCGGCGGGGCGCUGUGUGUCGAGUGUGUGGAGAAGGAGAUGAGUCCGCUGGUGGACAGAAUCGUAGAGUGGAUGACAGUCUAUCUGGACAACCACAUUCAGCCCUGGAUCCAGAGUCAAGGAGGAUGGGAGCACUUUGCUGAAAUCUUCGGGCAGGACGCAGCGGCAGAGAGCAGGAGGUCUCAGGAGAGUUUCAAGAAGUGGCUGCUGGCGGGGAUGACCCUGGUGACCGGGGUCGUGGUGGGCUCACUGAUUGCCCAAAAGCGCCUGUGAGAGGAGCUAGACGACAACCCUCCUAACACUCUUCUCUCGUGACCCUCACCACCUGCCUCCUUCACUACCCUCAAUGUGUACACACCAUAGAAGUUCAAAUGAAGGUCCUCGUCAGAACUGCUGAUGUUUACUUUUUUUUUUUGCUCCCCCUCACACAUCCCACAGUGGACUGAUAAUCCUCACAUGUUGUUGGACUCAUGAGGAAAAAACAGAGAAGAGGAAGAGUUACUAGUAUUCAUGUUCUGACCCUGAUGAAAAAUGCGUGGUUCUGCAGAGACAGGCAUAUUAUUCUUUCAUUCACUGAACCGAUUGUUCCUUCUGUUCCUUUUUCUCCGCUGGUUCCUGUAUCAUUUUUCUCUUUGUAUAUAUGUAUUAGUUUUAACAAAUUUUUGUUUCCCAUUUUCACCCUCAAUAGAGGCUUAAACUGAUUCCAGUCUUCACAGUUAACCCAAGCCUGUCUGAUAUAAAGAGUCAGUGUGUUGUGCCACCUGGGCUGCUCUGCAUAUCUCGUCUUGAAGCUUGUUUUGUUGCAUGUCCCCCACAGACAGCUCUACAAUAGCUUUGUAUGUGCCAUAAGGAUGAAAGCAGGGAAGGAUGUAGCACGUGCCCCUGAACAGCGUCUGUAGUUCCCAUUUCCUGCCAGCCAUCCUGAUCACCAACACAUACAGUAUAACAUCAUAAUCCAUGACUCCAUACACUGAUUGUUUUGUCUUGCCCUGUCCUUCAUGCGUAUAGGUUUUGAACGGUAAAUGAAAGGUGUCAAACAGAUUUUAGUAAACAGAACAUGGGAAUCUUAAACUAAAAACCUAAUGGGAAACUAAAUCCUCUGCUUGUUUGUGUGUUUUGGUGCAUUUGGUUUUGGAUUUGUGAACCAUUAAAACCCCACUGCUCCCGCU
Molecule: messenger RNA, 2243 nt
Organism: Xiphias gladius (swordfish)
Lineage: Eukaryota; Metazoa; Chordata; Actinopteri; Istiophoriformes; Xiphiidae
Gene: bcl2l1
Product: BCL2 like 1
Exons: 3
Coding region: 649-1347 (232 amino acids)
Biological process (GO): extrinsic apoptotic signaling pathway in absence of ligand; intrinsic apoptotic signaling pathway in response to DNA damage; negative regulation of intrinsic apoptotic signaling pathway
Cellular component (GO): mitochondrial outer membrane
Molecular function (GO): protein heterodimerization activity; protein homodimerization activity
Source: RefSeq, a predicted model, not a curated record